GGGAGCACUCCAAUGGAGCUUAUGUCCUCAGGUUCUCAAUCAGCUGGGGAUGAUAGGGAUUUCAAAAUGGUGACUUAUGUGAAGGGCCUUUAUGCUCUUAAUGAUGCUUUUGCUGAUCCCGUAUCUACCGAGAUUGAGGCAAAAUUUGACGCUUGGAUUGGUGAAGGAUUGCUUAAACAUCCUAGGCAUUAUAAUUGUUAUGAAGACGGCGCAAAGAAAUUUACCCCGGGUUUUAGGCUAGGUGUUGAUUAUGUUGAGGAUAAAACUUGGUUUUAUCAUUUGGCAACAUGCGACAUGUUUAUGAACGACUCGCAUAUGAACACCAUAUUCUAUUACCUUCGGAAAAAAGGUAAGUAUUCUUCCGCUGUGACGUUGAAUUUCGCAACUACUGAUUGUCUUUUUGAUGAUUCCAUCCAAGCAUUGUACCACAAAUUUAACAAGGCCAAGUCAAUGAAGACUAAGAUGUCACACAUUCACGCUGCCCACCCAAUAGCGCAUUACAUCUGAGGUAUGCGCAUUCCCUGUUCUAAGCCUUGGUAUGAAGCCGAUCAUGUGCUAUUCAUCAUCAAUUUAAGAAGGGAAAGUCAUUGGGUUUUUGGGCGUCUUGACUUGAACGAAGGGACGUUGUUUCUGUACAAUUCUUUGAGGACCGCGAAGAUGAAUGCCGCAGCUAGGAAUGCGAUGAAGGCUUAUUCCGUGUUGCU
Molecule: messenger RNA, 704 nt
Organism: Cannabis sativa
Lineage: Eukaryota; Viridiplantae; Streptophyta; Magnoliopsida; Rosales; Cannabaceae
Exons: 3
Coding region: 13-507 (164 amino acids)
Source: RefSeq, a predicted model, not a curated record